CAUGGGCUUGUUCCAUGAAAAACGACGUGAUCUUGAAGAGGAGAAGGUCCAUCUCAACAUCGGAUUGAAUAAGAUCCGUGAGACAGAGGAGCAAGUAAAGGAACUACAGAAGAGUCUUACACUUAAGAGCAAAGAGUUGGAGGAGAAAAAGACUGCAGCUAAUCUGAAGCUGAAAGAGAUGUUGGCAGAUCAGCAGAAGGCAGAAGACGAGAAGCGACUUUCUGAACAGCUGCAAAAGGAGUUAGCUGAGCAGCUCAAGCAAAUUGCCGCGAAAAAAACGGAAGUGCAGAAAGAUCUGAGCCAGGUCGAACCAGCAGUCGAAGAAGCCCAACAGGCUGUCAAGGGCAUCAGAAAGAACCAGCUGGUAGAGGUCAGAUCCAUGGCCAGUCCACCUGUCAUGGUGAAACUUGCCUUAGAAGCUAUCUGUAUCCUACUGGGAGAGAACGUUGGCACAGACUGGAAGGCAAUUCGUGGUGUUAUGGUAAAAGACGACUUCAUGCCGCGUAUCUUAGCCUUCGACACAGACAGCAUCACCACGGAUAUCCUCAAGCAAAUGGAUAAAUAUGUACAUAAUCCUGACUGGGACUUUGACAAGGUCAACCGAGCAUCACAAGCUUGCGGCCCUAUGGUGAAAUGGGCUAAGGCGCAGCUUCUCUACUCUGGAAUGUUGCACAAGGUCGAACCACUUAGAAAUGAGUUGAAACGUCUUGAGUCUGAUGCUAAGAAGAAGACCACGGAAGGUAACGAAGUGAAAGCCAGAAUUGCUCAACUAGAGCAGUCUAUCGCUGCCUACAAGGAGGAAUAUGCACAAUUGAUUGGACAGGCUGAGAGUAUCAAGAUGGAUUUGGCAACUGUUCAGGAGAAGGUCGGUCGUUCGACUGAACUCUUGUCAUCGCUACGAUCUGAACGUGAUCGCUGGUCUGGUGGAUGCGAUGGAUUUGCUCAACAGAUGGACACCCUUGUUGGAGAUGCCCUUCUGUCUGGAGCUUUCCUUGCCUAUGCAGGGUACUUUGACCAACAGCUUCGCGAUGUUCUAUUCCAUCGCUGGAUUGAUCAUGUACAAGGAGCAGGUGUUAAAUUCCGCCCAGAUCUGGCUAGAAUCGAGUAUCUGUCGACAGUUGAUGAUAGACUACAAUGGCAG
Messenger RNA from Strongylus vulgaris, 1141 nucleotides. NCBI's taxonomy places the organism in Eukaryota, Metazoa, Nematoda, Chromadorea, Rhabditida, Strongylidae. The record is from the annotation of a GenBank genome assembly.